AUGCGAAGAAGUGAAGCGGCGCUCAAGAUCUUGGGAUACGCCACGCAGUUUAUCGAUGAGUUGAAUAAGAGUGUCGGAGGUCUCAUUGGGCGUGGCGGCGCUGGCACCAAGGAGGCCAUGGCUGCCAACGUAUACCAAGAGAUCCACUUGGCGACAACGACGCGGCACCGUCGGAACUUCACGUCGGGCAUUGCUGACCAGAUGCGGUUUUCAGAGCCCAUCCAGGUGCAGAUGCUCACGGGAACCAAGAUCGGCAUCCGUGAGAUCCCUGAUGACCCGGACAACCGCUCACUCAACAUUGCCGCUCGGGGGCAUUUUUUUAUUUGUUGUUGCACAGCCGAUGAUUGGGCAUGGGGUGUGUACAAUAUAUAUAUAUGGUUUUUGUUGGUUGUUCAAUCGCACAUGUUUAUAUUUACAUACGUACGUACAUACUAUUCAACUAUUAUAUUGUUGGUAAGGCUAUAUUUUGAUGAGCGGAGCUGGGGCUGGUGGAGAUUUGAAAAGGGAUUACUCUCCGGUGUUGAAGGUGGGAAUGUGGUUUAUCAUGCCUCGGCUCAGGCAUCAUGA
Molecule: messenger RNA, 567 nt
Organism: Durusdinium trenchii
Lineage: Eukaryota; Dinophyceae; Suessiales; Symbiodiniaceae
Source: the annotation of a GenBank genome assembly